AUGGUCGGUAUAAACGAAAAAGCAAAUCCGUCAGGGUCCAGUUCUCAAAUAGGGAGCUCGAAGCAAAGUCGAUCGAGCUUAGAUCUUGAUAGUAAUAGCAACUAUCGAACCCCCAACAAUUCAGAUGAUGAAAUUAAGAGCAGCUCAUUAAGUAAAAAUCAGCACAAUUUCGUAACGGGUCCGGGUGCUACAAAAAAAGAUAACAAGAAUGUAAGAUUUACUGGUAGUGCGGAUGGCGCAGAAAGCGAUGCUCCUUCAAGCUUUUCAGAAACAAGCGAGAAUUCCAAGAGUACGGAUGAGCAAGAUGAAGGGGAAGAUAAACCACGCCGCCGUAAGAGGAAGGCUAGAGUAUCCUUCACGCAUUUGAGAAACAACGGUGAGGAUGGGGAUGAUGAGACAUUCAUUAAAAGAAUAAUAAACAAUUUGACCGGUAAUCAAGGAGGUUUGGUCCCUGGACUAGCACCAAUGCCUUCAGAUAAAGAGGGCAAUAAGAACGACUUAGAAAACAAUCUUAAUGAGGAAAUUCCCUUAUCAGAUCUGGCUGAUGCAUCCAAAAUCGUAGAUGUGCACGAGGGAGACAACAAAGAAAAAUUAGAUGCACUCAAGCUAGAAAAUGAUAUAAUAUCGACUUCGGAUGGUGAUACAUUAGGUUCUAGUUCAAAAAACUCAUUCCUAGCACCUGCAGUAGAUCAUUUUGACGAUUAUGCCGAAAACGACUCAUCUGAUAAUGAGGGUUUCAUUCAAGCUUCUACAUACGUACCUCCUCCACCUCAGGUGAAAAGUGGCGUGCUAGGGUCGUUAUUGAAGCUAUAUCAAAAUGACGACUUAAAUGGAAGCUCUAUUUAUUCAGAAUCGCAAGCUCCAACGACAGACGAAGAAUGUUUCGCUUCCGAAGCUGCCGAAAGGAAGAACUUGCCAGCUGCCAAACGCAGCAGAUUGCAAAACUUAAGAGGUAAAGCUAAAAAAAGCAAAAUACCCAGAUUGAAAAAAAGGCUUAAGACUGAAGCAAAAAUUACUGUUCAUAUUGCAGAUCUUCUACAAAGACACCGUUUCAUCCUGCGUAUGUGUAGGGCUCUUAUGAUGUAUGGGGCCCCCACGCAUAGACUAGAAGAAUAUAUGAUUAUGACUUCGAGAGUUCUUGAAAUAGACGGACAGUUCCUGUAUCUUCCGGGCUGUAUGAUUGUCUCCUUCGGCGAUGCCACAACAAGAACUUCUGAAGUUCAGCUGGUUAGAUGUAAUCAGGGCUUGAAUCUUUGGAAACUGCAUCAAGUACACGCCGUUUACAAGAGAGUGGUCCAUGAUACCUUGGGUGCUGAUGAAGGUAACGCCUUACUUGACCAAAUAUUGGCUGACACGAACUUAUAUCCACCUUGGGUAUGUGUCCUCUUAUAUGCAUUUUGUUCUGCUAUGGUCACUCCGUAUGCAUUCGGUGGUGAUUGGGUAAAUCUGGCGAUCUCGUUCUUCAUGGGCCUUUGUGUAGGAUCUUUGCAAUUUAUUCUAUCACAAAAAUCCAACAUGUAUUCGAACGUUUUCGAAAUUUCUGCAUCUAUAGUGGUUAGUUUCUGCGGUAGAGCUUUCGGCUCUAUCCCUCGCUCCAACAUCUGCUUUGGUGCUGUUACACAAGGUUCCUUGGCAUUGAUUCUUCCAGGUUACAUUAUAUUAUGCGGUGCUCUAGAGUUACAAAGUCGGAGUAUGGUUGCCGGCGCAGUGCGUAUGUUUUACGCCAUUAUUUAUUCCUUGUUUUUGGGCUUUGGUAUAACGCUGGGUUCAGCUUUAUUUGGGUGGAUGUAUCACAAUGCUACUAACGAAAUUUCAUGCCCUCAAUUAAUCUCUCCGUGGUUUAGGUUCCUCUUUGUUCCUGCAUUUACUAUAAGUAUCUCCUUAUUAAACCAGGCACACAUAUCACAGUUGCCCGUUAUGGUUUUCAUUUCCUGUAGUGGUUAUGUCGUAACAUAUUGGGCCGGUCAGUACUUUAAAAAUUCCACAGAAUUUACUGCUGCUUUGGCUGCAUUCGUUAUCGGUGUUUUGGGUAACUUAUAUUCUAGAAUUUGGCAAGGUUUAGCAGUGUCGGCUAUGUUGCCUGCAAUCUUCGUUCAAGUGCCGUCUGGUAUUGCUUCACAAAAUUCUCUGCUUUCUGGGUUACAGAAUGCAAAUAAAAUUGUCAACACAAUUGUUAAUGGCAGUGUUACCGCCACAACAAGUACAUCCGAUCCUUCAUCUUCCAUGUCAUUCGGUAUGACAAUGAUUCAAGUUUGCGUCGGUAUUUCUGUAGGAUUAUUUGCCUCCUCACUUUUCGUUUACCCCUUUGGUAAAAAGAAAACCGGUCUCUUCAGUUUAUAG
Saccharomyces kudriavzevii IFO 1802 is the source of this 2340-nucleotide messenger RNA. RefSeq lists its product as uncharacterized. The coding region runs from base 1 to 2340 and encodes 779 amino acids. Gene Ontology annotation, molecular function: transmembrane transporter activity. NCBI's taxonomy places the organism in Eukaryota, Fungi, Ascomycota, Saccharomycetes, Saccharomycetales, Saccharomycetaceae. The record is from RefSeq and is a predicted model, not a curated record. The transcript has a single exon. Gene Ontology annotation, biological process: transmembrane transport.